Messenger RNA from Nerophis ophidion (straightnose pipefish), 2018 nucleotides. It is a transcript of the gene zglp1, whose product is annotated as zinc finger GATA like protein 1. Gene Ontology annotation, biological process: oocyte development; regulation of transcription by RNA polymerase II; spermatogenesis. The coding region runs from base 201 to 1610 and encodes 469 amino acids. Gene Ontology annotation, molecular function: zinc ion binding; sequence-specific DNA binding. NCBI's taxonomy places the organism in Eukaryota, Metazoa, Chordata, Actinopteri, Syngnathiformes, Syngnathidae. Gene Ontology annotation, cellular component: nucleus. The transcript is spliced from 5 exons. The record is from RefSeq and is a predicted model, not a curated record.
AAAUUAUUCCAACGCGAAUCCGCGAUUGUUUGUGUCUUCAUGCGACAUUGUUUUGAGCGCAUUCGAUCAUUUCGGUGCGGUUUGGAACUUUAAUUUUUCGCGCGUGCGUGAGACCCUUGGACAUCAAAGGGCGGCCGCCAAGUGAUCACUUUGAAGAAAAUCAACCUGACAUUUCAGAUCAAUAUUGAACAUCUACCGGUAUGUCGAAUGUUUUGCCACUUUUUUCCCGGCGUUGCUUCAACAUGAGCACGGGUCAAAAUUCACAGGCCGGACACCAGAAGACGACAGAACAAGGUGGCUCGGAAUCCGCGCUCCUCUACCUAUUCCAGGAAGUCUCCAAACUCGGGUCCCCCGUGAACAGCAGUGUGCCGGACAUCGGUGCUCUGCCGUCCUGGCGAUGCGUUGACGAGAUGAAAUAUGGCGUACGUUUGCUUCAAACCUCCAGCUCCCCGUCCUUUCCGCCACUUUUUGAGCGUGACGAAAACAUGGCGACGGAAGUGAACACACAAGUGGCGGCCGGCGCCCACAGCCCUUGGAGGGUUCUGAGUCUGAUUAACCUGCAGUGUAACAGGCUCAUGGAUCCAAAUGUAAGACCGCUGUCAUCUGCCAUGAAAAGUGCGCAAUAUUCGGAAACUGCUGAAAGUUUUGAGCGUGCCUGGAAAGCGGCGCAUGUUUCAGCGGCUUCCGCUGGUAUCGCACCAACAGAUGGCGAGGAAGAGGAGCACUCUGCUUCCAAAUCAUUCAAUCAAUCAAAAGCGUUGUCUCCGCAAAGAAUAGAAACUAACUUCAGUGUUGACAUGUUGUUGAAGAGGCAACCUGAUGCUGAUCACCUUCUUCGUGCUGGAAGUUCUUUGUCACCGAAGCACGGUUGUGAAAUUGAUUUUGACAUUGUGGAUCUAUCAAAGCCGGCGAUCACCCUCGACCACAACGCAAACAGCACAUGGCAGCGCCAUGCACAGCACUUGCCCUCAAAACCGGGUGACAAAAACAUGUCAUCGAAAUCAGAGAGUACACACGAUGCCAUUGAGGAGAAACCUCAUCACUGCCACAGCCAAAAGCAACGACCUCCUACCUCCACCGUGACCUCAGAGCAGAGGCCAAAGGAGGCAAACGAUCCGCUGGCAACUCGUCACGGUCCCUCCAAAAGGGCCAAAAUUCCCAGAAAACAACCCAAACCCAGCCGCAGCGUGAACAUCCAAGACCCGAAUUUGCAGGGAGUGAUGUUCAGGAUGGACACUGGGCUGGACGGCAGCAGGGAGCAAUGUCGGCUUCUCAUCACCUCAAAAUACAGCAAGGAGUGCCACAAGGGAGUGCGCAGACCCAGGAUCAGGAAUCGAACCUCCCAGAUGACCAGCAGCUCAGAGGAGGAGGCAAACACUCAAAGGAGCAAAGUUUGUGCAUCUUGCUGCACCACAACCACCCCUAUGUGGAGAGAUGCAGAGGACGGGACACCUCUCUGCAACGCUUGUGGCAUCAGGUACAAGAAGUACAAAGUGCGAUGUCACUACUGCUGGCAUAUCCCGAGAAAAGAAAGCAACUCCAGCUCGCACUGCCUCAAGUGUGGAAACCUGGUGAAGGUGGCCUCCAUUCAGCACAAACACAACACCUAAAGAGAACAUACACAACUAUGUAAACACUUGAACGCCACAUUUCAACAUACACCUUUCCAUGUUUAAGUAAAAUAUGUUUUAGAUGCCUGCUAAACUAAUUGUCAGUUAUCUGUGCUAUGUCUGAAAAUGUUAUUAAAAAAAAAAAAAAAAAAAGUACAAAAUGUCUGGUGUGUUAAAGGAGGUGCUUUUUGUUGCACCCAUUAACGUAUUUAUAUAUUUUUUUGUAUUUGGAAGUUUUCUGUGUUUGGGCCAGUGUUUGUUUUGAGCCAGUAUUGUUUUUUUCUGCUUGAUGAGGUGCACUGAUAUUUUUUUUUAGCAUGAGAGUUUUUUCUGUGAGGAUUUAAAAAUAUAAUUUUGUGUGAGCACUAAUGGGAUUUUUGGUCUGCAUUAAAUGCUGUGUAAAUACCC